CCAAGGAGCCAAACCACAGGGGGAAGUGACGUCUCGGCAGUUUGGUCCAACUGGUGGUCACAGCAGAGGAGGUACACCGGCGCGAACGUUGCAACCUACGCUGCUACCGCCGUUCCCGCUGCUUCCCCUGCUGCCACUGCUACCGCUUCUACCACUGCUACCGCUGCUACCGCUUCUACCACUGCUUCCGCCGAAGGACAAAAUGGUGCGAACGAAAAAGAGCGUGCCCACGCACAACCCCUUGAACAACGAGCCGACGAACAAGACGGCGCCGAGCAGACCAUCACACAAGCACGUCGCCUCGUCCAAAACGAGUAACAACGCCGCAACAGGCAAAGGGACUCGAAGCCAAAUUUCGCAAAAGGGAAUGAAAAAGACAACUCGAAUUAGGAGGCCCCAUAGAUACAGACCAGGUGUAUUAGCAUUAAAGGAAAUAAGAGCUUACCAAGCCACAACACAGUUGCUCAUUCCAAAAAUCCCGUUCGUGCGAGUGGU
Molecule: messenger RNA, 495 nt
Organism: Plasmodium cynomolgi strain B
Lineage: Eukaryota; Apicomplexa; Aconoidasida; Haemosporida; Plasmodiidae
Product: histone H3.2 putative
Exons: 1
Cellular component (GO): nucleosome
Molecular function (GO): DNA binding; protein heterodimerization activity; structural constituent of chromatin
Source: RefSeq, a predicted model, not a curated record